AGAUAGAUAGAUAGAUAGAUAGAUAGAUAGAUAGAUAGGUAGGUAGGUAGGUAGCAUUUGAAAAGCAGUUACCAUCACAGUUGGAGUCGGUGAUGUAUGAUAGUGAACAGUGGGAGACAAUUUAGCUGAUGACAUGUUUGGGUUAUCAAAAGUAUAAUGUGUGGGGAUGAAGCCCAGAGUUGAGAGAUAUAGGUACCUCAUAAUAGCAUGAGGAAAGACAGGAGAUAUGGUCAUACAGAAACAGUUUCAUGAAUAGGACAGUAUAAUGACUUGUUUCAGAUGGUUUACUCCGAUGUGUCUGUCUGGCUGAUGUAGAGUAAUGAUAUUGGUUUGUUUGGUAUUGGGAUUCAUUUUGUGGUUUGCCGUUUGACUGGUUCUAGCCUAUUGGUUUGUAUUAUUGCUUUGUUCCAUUGAUUUGUUGUUUAGUCAUGUAGUCUUACACCGCAAAGCAGCUCUGAUUGCAGGCAGUCAUUUGGCUAAUCGUGUGGUGAGCCUAACAUUCAUUGAUAGUUAGCAGUAACGUUGUAAGACAUUCUAGUUCUACGCUGUGGUGAUGUUAGGUCGGUGGUAUUUUGUCAAAAGACUACAGCUCUGAAGAAAAGUGUGUGUUGUGUACUGGUAAAGCCCCAGCUUUGUUGUGUGUCACUACAACCCUAGCUCUGCUCUGCUGUGCUCUGCUCUGCUGUACGGUGGCUGUGUCCUGUGUCACAGAGGAAGCAUUGAUCAGACAGCUACUGAGGCUCAAUACACAAUGAGGCCUGGCCCGAGAUCUCUCCUCCUCCUCCCAACCCCCCUCUCCCUCUCCCUGCGUGCCCUGCUCCUGCUCCUGCUCUGCCUUGCUCCACGUUGCCAGGCGGUGCAGGCUGAGAAUGUGACUGUGUUGGAAGGAGGCACGGCCCAGAUCUCUUGCCGUCUGCAGAACUAUGACGGCUCCAUCGUGGUCAUCCAGAACCCUCGCAGACAGACCCUGUUCUUCAACGGCACACGAGCGUUGAAGGACGACCGUUUCCAGAUGGUACUCUUCACUCCCCGCCUCGUGCGCAUCACCCUCACCAACGUGAGCGUGUCGGACGAGGGCGGCUACUUCUGCCAGCUCUACACCGACGACACCCACCACCAAGUGGCCACGCUAUCCGUGUCCGUCCCUCCCGACACCCCCACGGUGGAGGUGAAGCAGGAGGCCGUGGAGGGGGGCGAGGUGGAGCUCACUUGUCUGUCGCCACGCAGCAAGCCCCCCGCCACGCUGCGCUGGAUCAGGGACCGCCGGGAGAUACCAGGUGUGGUGUCCCAGCAGGAAAAUGGGAAGACAGUGAGUGUGUCCAGUACCAUCCGUCUACCUGUGGAGAGGAAAGACAACGGGGCAGCGGUCAGCUGUGAGGCCUCCCACCCCGCCCUGGGGGGUCAGAAGAGGGUCCGCCACUACCGCCUCGACAUCCACUUUGCCCCCACAGUGAGGAUCAUCCCUCCCCCUGGCAUCCUCCGAGAGGGAGACUCUCUCAGCCUCACCUGCUCCAUCACUGGCAACCCACUGCCUAGGGAUGUCCAGUGGUCUAGGAUUAAUGACACCUUACCUGAGAGGGCGGAGAUCUCUGGCCCCACCCUCCAGGUGUCCCGUCUCAGCCAAUCACACAACGGGACCUACCUGUGUCAGGCGCAGAACAACUAUGGCCGUGCCGCCGACCACUACACGCUGCUGGUGUACGACCCCGGUGCAGUGAUUGAGACCCACAGUGCAGGACCGUACGCUGUGAUAGGGGGCGUCCUGGCUCUGCUGGUCUUCACUGUUAUCUGUGUUCUCAUCGUCACCAUCUGGUGCUCUGUCCGACAGAAAGGUUCGUAUCUUACCCAUGAGGCCAGUGGGUUGGACGAGCACGGGGAGGUCCAGGAGGCUUUCCUCAACGGGAAUGAUGCCAGUCAGGGCAAGAAGGAGUACCUACUGUAGCCUCCAGCCCCAAAACCCACACCCCUCCUCCCAACACGCCAUGAUGGGUGGCCUUCUGAAUCGACUGUAAUACUACUGCACACAGACCACAUCACAGACCACAACACAGACCACAACACAGACCAGAACAGAGACUGAAAGAGAGACGACUCUGAUCAGCCCUAACAUUAUAACUGUGCCAUACUGUAGGUGUACUGGAGGAAGGAGCGAGGGAGCGAGGGAGGAUGAAGGAGAGAUAGAAAAAGAAAGAGACAGACAAAGGGAGAAGUGAUAAUAUUGUCAUUAUUUUGAUAGAGAGAAGCGAUAACAAGAAGCACUUUCUUCCCUGUGGUAAUUGGAGAGAGAGAGAGAUGUAGAAAGGCGAAAGAGAAAAAACCGUCCAUUUCCAAAAUGUUCGAUCCAUAACUGGCACAGACAAACAGGUGGGGUGGGUAUGGUUUCCAGAAGAUAUUGAGUUUGAAUGCUUAAUUUGAUUACUUGAAAUUGCCAAAGCACAUCAGCCCACAGAGAACAACUCAUCUAUAAUUAUUUGACUACAUUGCAGAGUGUUACCCUGAAAGUCUCUUAAAGUAUUUCUGAACUACCCAGUCAAUUCUGCAGACAACCCAGGUAUUGUAGUUGCCGUCCGUGCUGGGGAGGCUGGCAAUGUUUUCUGGGUAAUUUAGAAACCUUCCUGUUAUGAAUGACUACUUUCCUUGCGGAACAGAACUGUUGUCUCUCUCUUUCGCCCUCCCUCUCUAUUCACCUCUCUUUCUCGUCCUCUUCUUCUCCCUUGUUCCCUCCCUCUCUCUCUGUCUGUGUCUGUCUUUAUCUCUCCUCUAUUGUUGGCCAAUAAUGAAAGGAUUAGUGCCAGUCUCCUUUCGUGAGUUAGAAGAAAGGGAACAUAAGUCGACGAGACACAUUAAGGAAAAGCUUAAUUAUUUUAAAAUGCCCUUAAAGGGAUAAAAAUGUUUAAAAGUCUUAAAAGAAAAACAAUGAGUGAAAGGGAAAGUAAUGAAUAAGGAAAAAUACAUGAUGGAUAUUUUUCUGAAUGCCAUGCACACACACACAUACACACACACAUACAUAUCUCUGAAUUCUUUAUUUGUGUAAAAAUGUAAACAGUAAGAUAACUUAAAUGAAUCUUUUAAGAAAUUGAGAAAAAAUACAGUUUACUAUUGAACGCAUUAUGAAGAUACUAUACUAACACAUUAUUAGCCUAGAGGUACAAAAAUGAACAAACUACUGUCCAGUGAUCAAAACAAAAAAAGAUAGAAAAAAUGUUUAAUUUGUCUUUAUGAAAUACCUGAGGUCUUAUUGAUUUGUUAUUAAUUAUUGUUAUUAUUUGAACUAUUAUAAUUGUUAUUAUUAUUAUUACUGUUAUUAUUAUUGUAAAUGUUAUAACUGUACACCUCCCAUGUUUGUUGUUUUUGGUUAUUCUCUAGAAACUGCUCUUUCCACUUCUCUCUUACUCUGUCUCUCUAGUUCUUUCUAUUUCCGUCUCCCGUGCCUGUUUGUUUCUUCUUCUCGUCUUUCACUGCUGUUUAUUUUAUAGUCCAUGUGUCGCUGUUGAUAUAGCUAACUAUUUCUUUAUAGGGGAAAGAUACAAAGCACGACAAAAUAAAAAAUACUUCAAAAAUAA
Coregonus clupeaformis (lake whitefish) is the source of this 3563-nucleotide messenger RNA. RefSeq names its product cell adhesion molecule 4 (gene cadm4). Gene Ontology annotation, biological process: regulation of wound healing; negative regulation of peptidyl-tyrosine phosphorylation; regulation of Rac protein signal transduction. Gene Ontology annotation, molecular function: vascular endothelial growth factor receptor 2 binding. The transcript has 8 exons. The coding region runs from base 752 to 1942 and encodes 396 amino acids. Gene Ontology annotation, cellular component: cell-cell contact zone. The record is from RefSeq and is a predicted model, not a curated record. Lineage: Eukaryota; Metazoa; Chordata; Actinopteri; Salmoniformes; Salmonidae.